ACCCCCGGCCCCCGCUUUCCUUCCUUUCCAUUUCCCCUUCACCCAACCCAACGCCCCCGAAAAGCACCAGAAAACACGCCCGCAGCCUUCCGCGCUGCCGUUCCGCGGCUCCACUUCUCUCUUCUCCCCCUCUUCUCUUCUUCGGAUCCCCUUUUGCAGUUCUCCCCCUCCGCCUCGCCCCGGCCGGCGGACGCGACGGCUCGGCCUGAAUGGGGUACCUCUCCUGCAAGGCGGACUCGUCCGUGGCCACGUGCCGCUCCCUCACGGCCAUCUCGCCGCUCCCCAUCUCGCGCCGCUCUGGAAGGGGCGGCACCAGACCCAGGCGGCCCAGGCCCGCGGCGCUGCCUCCAGCCGCCGCCGCGCCGGAGAUCGAGCGCUUCGCGUACGACGACCUGGAGGCCGCCACGUCCCACUUCGCCGACGCCGCGCUGCUCGGGAGGGGCAGCCACGGGGCGGUCUACAAGGCCGUGCUCCCCUGCGGCCGCGCCGUCGCCGUCAAGCGCCCGUCCCCUCGCCGCGCCGAGGUGGACAACGAGAUCCGCAUCCUCUCCUCCGUCCGCGGGCCGCGCCUCGUCAACCUCCUCGGCUACUCCGACUCCGGCCCGGACCCGCACCGCCGCCCGCGCCUGCUCGUCGUCGAGUACAUGCCCAACGGCACGCUCUACGACCUGCUCCACUCCAACCCUCGCCCCCCCGGCUGGCCCCGCCGCGUCCGCCUCGCGCUGCAGACGGCCAGGGCGCUGCGGGCGCUCCACGACGCCGCGCCCGCGGUCAUCCACCGGGACGUCAAGUCCGCAAACGUCCUCCUGGACGCCAACCUCGACGCGCACCUCGGCGACUUCGGACUCGCCCUCCGCGUGCCCAACGCCGCCGGCAAUGCCGCUACGCAGGCGCCGGCCGGGACGCUGGGUUACCUUGACCCGGCCUACGUGACGCCGGAGAGCCUCAGCACCAAGACCGACGUGUUCAGCUUCGGGAUCCUGCUGCUGGAGAUCAUGAGCGGACGCAAGGCCAUCGACGUCCAGUACUCUCCGCCCUCCGUGGUCGAGUGGGCCGUGCCCCUGCUACGGAAGGGGAAGGUGGUUGCGCUCUUCGACCCACGGGUGGCGCCGCCCCGCGACCCAGUCACUCGGAGGGACCUGGCUGCGCUAGCCGCAAGCUGUGUGAGGUCUUGCCGGGAGCGACGGCCUUCGAUGGCUGACAUUGUUGAGCGGCUCAUUGUCCUCAGCAAGGCGGUGUCUGCCAAGGUGUGGAACGGGAUGGCAGUGGUCGGGAACCCUUGCGCCAUCGUUGAUGUUCAGAAAACCAUCUCAAAGCGAGCUGCUGCAUCAGAGAGGGAAUCGACUUCAGCACUAGCAUUUGAUGAUGAUGAAAAGGAGUCAGAUGCAGCCUUGGAGGAGCUGGUGCCAUUGGUGGGUGCCAGGAAGCCACCGCGGCCAUUGAACAAUGGAAGGGUUUUCUCAGAGGCAGGGGAUCGAGAGAGGAGAAAUCUCUUGGAGCUGAUGGCUCGGAUUGAUGGUGUCGCUGGCAAAAGAUUUGGCAUCACUCGGGCAAGAACAGUGCGUGCCACUAGUGAUCUUAUUGAAAAGGAUGCGGUGUUGAUUCUGAGGAGAAACCAAACUGUAAGAGUAGUUGAAUCCGAGUCACUUGGUAAAGCUGAAAGGGUUUUACGUUUGGAUGCAAAAAUCAAGCAUAAAGCGGGGAAGGAACAAGAGAAAACAGGUAAAAUUGAAGAGAAAGCAGAUGAAGUCCGAGAGAAGGCAGAGAAAAUCCAAGAGAAUGAAGGGAAAAUGGAAGAAAAGGUACGGGAAAUCCUACACAAAGCAGAAAAUAUUCAAGAAAAGUCAGGGCAAAUCCUUGACAAAACUGAGAAAAUCCAGGACACGCCAAAGGAAAUCAAAGAGAACGCGGAGGUAGUCCAACUCAAUGCAGAGAAUAUUCAAGACAAAUCAGAGAAAAUCCAAUGCAAGAUGGGAGAAAGUUAAAACUAUACAACAGUUGUCAAUGCAUUACUGUUGGCAGCCGAUUUCAGAGACAAAGAUGAUGAGAUACAGAUCUUAUUCCUCUGGUGCUGUGAUGGUAAUAUCUGUUCUAUCUAAAUAGAAUGGCAUGGUUGUGAUGAUUUGGCAGUAAAGAUCUUGAAUUCAUAUCCUAGCUAUGUGAUCCAUGGUUUUGGAACGUUGGUGCUUUGCUGGCAAUUUCAUGAAGGUCACAACUCACAAAGUAGCUGUGAUGUCCAAACUCUUAAGUCUGAACAAAAAGAACACAGUUCGGUAGGUCAUCAGAUCAUAUGGCGCUCUGGUUGUGUUAAUGCCACUCACAUUCCAUGAUAGCGGCUGGAGUGGGUAUUAAGAGAGAAAUUAUUUUGGCAUUUCCAUCUUGAAAAGGUACAUCAAGAACUGCUACCACGUUAUACUCUUACUCCUCCAUGUGCUAGACGUGCUAUAGUGUUAUACUGCCAUUGGCACUGCUUCAUUUGAUUGCCUGUGUUGAAGAAAACCUCUACCAAGGAUGAGCAGCUGUCCAUUUUGUUGUUAGUUUAAAUCUCAGUUAUCACACUGUCCAAAACAAUCCAGGCAUGGUAUUCAUUCUCCCUCUUGCUCCAGAGGCAUUCUCUUCAGUUUUCGCAGAUGCAGCAGGCACAAAUGUAACUGCAAGUGUUUUGUUUGUUUGCUUUGAAGAGCACCAAUAGGUCGGCAAGAGUCCUGUUCAGACAGAUUUCGAUUGGGCGCCUCAUUCUCAUCUAUAUUUUGAAUGGUGCAUUCAUUGCCAAUAUCAUUCAUCACAUGGACUCUGGAACAACUGGGCAUUGCCGUCCUUGCAUAUGAAUGUUGUCCCCAGAGGCCUGCGUCAUCACGUCGACUCAAUGCACUCUCUUAAUAUGACAUGGUAGGACAUUUCUGCGAUUUAAGUUCUCAGAAAAUAUGGCGGAAAUGGCCACUCUGUUGUGGUUUAUUCCUUUGUUCAUUGAAGGGUGAGUGAAGGGGAAAAAAAAUUCUUGGUAAGCCAGCAGAAGGGGGAUACUGACAUGAUCUGCCCGAGAGCUCCAGAUUGUGAACAUCACAGUAUAUUCGCUUGAUUUAAAUCUGCAUCUCGUUCAAAAUGGCAAUGGAUUAGGAGUGCGGUACAGUAGUAGGUAAGAGUGAACAUGGGAAGCAGAUGCGUGGUACUCUGACCCAUAACACUGUAUACAUGAUACCCUUUGUUUCAUCUUUCAUGGAGGACAAUGCAUGCUGGCGGUAGGUAUUGCAAAUGUAAAUAUGCCGCGGUGUUGAAUCCAGGAAAAUCAAAGCAAAGGAGUAUGAAAAACACAAGAGUUAAAUGACUUGUCCUUUUGAGAUUUUGCAUGAACCGCACAAAAACAAGCUUCGAAAGUGUAAUGCACUUGCACUUCAAACAAAUACGAGGAAAAUCCUCAUGUUAACCUGGCAUAGAGCGUGAGUACGCUACAAGGCUACAGCCAAGUCGGCAUCAUCAAGAAACUAGACAAGUGGGCAAUAACACAAGCAUUUCCUGCAGCAAUCCACAAUCUGACAAUCUCAAAUAUGGUCGAAGAUUGAUCCCUGAUUGAGUGAUUGAUUGCCUCCAUACCUUAUCAUGUAUAUACUCGUACGGACAUUUGAUCAUGCAGGAACUGACCCACUCAGAUAAUUAGUUAUCGUUAAAAAAAUCUUGAAAACAGUAUGUAACCACCAUUUCAAAUGAUAUAUCCGGAAUCAUUCUCGUA
This is a messenger RNA of Brachypodium distachyon (stiff brome), 3727 nucleotides long. Its product is annotated as serine/threonine-protein kinase-like protein At3g51990. Gene Ontology annotation, molecular function: protein kinase activity; ATP binding. The record is from RefSeq and is a predicted model, not a curated record. NCBI's taxonomy places the organism in Eukaryota, Viridiplantae, Streptophyta, Magnoliopsida, Poales, Poaceae. Bases 210 to 1985 code for a protein of 591 amino acids. Gene Ontology annotation, biological process: protein phosphorylation. The transcript is spliced from 3 exons. Gene Ontology annotation, cellular component: plasma membrane.